This is a messenger RNA of Ziziphus jujuba (common jujube), 1997 nucleotides long. Its product is annotated as UPF0481 protein At3g47200-like. Bases 209 to 1696 code for a protein of 495 amino acids. The transcript has a single exon. The record is from RefSeq and is a predicted model, not a curated record. Lineage: Eukaryota; Viridiplantae; Streptophyta; Magnoliopsida; Rosales; Rhamnaceae.
UAAGGACAAGGAUUACGUUAUAUUUUAAUAUAAAGGAGAGGAAGAUUUCACUAAACCUAGUUGAACCAGGACCUGGAGGUGUAUUUUCAAUGGUUUUAAAGACGACGGAGAUUACUAUAUCAAUGUAGACUAGAAGGUAAUGACACAUUGAAACUCAUAUGAUGCACAUCAAGACAUACCUGGAGAGAAACUCCUUUCUGCAUCAAAAAUGGCGGACCAAUCUUCAGCAGCAAACGAACACAAAAUCGACAUUGAAUAUUUUGAACGACCUGAUGUCAAGGGUUUCGAUGAAAUAUUCAGUAAGUACAAAUCUUCAACUUUAAUAAGCAACCAACAAGCAGAAUGGCCCAAGAUACCAAAGGUUUCAAAGAUGCUGCGUAAUCUUGACAAAAAUAAUGAUUGCUUUGAUCCUCAUGUGGUUUCCAUCGGUCCUUAUCACCAUGGGAAACCUCACCUCCAAGAAGUUGAGAACCUCAAGACUGAAAUGGCAUUGCGAUAUUGUCGCCGUUUUCCAGGACCUGGGGUUUCUGAUUUAUACAAGAGAGGUUUUGAUUUAUACGAGAGAGUCAAAGAUGUGGCCAGUGAAGCAAGGGGAUUCUAUGAUAAGGAAAGAUUGAAUAAUAUCGAUGAUGAGGCAUUCACAAAAAUGAUGUUUCUUGAUGGUUGCUUCAUUCUGGAGUUCAUGAUCAUGUGCUUGCCGAUGGGAGAAGAGGAGUAUCAUACUAACAUGACAGCCAAUGUCAAGCGAGACUUGUUCUUGUUAGAGAACCAACUCCCUUACAUUGUCCUCAAAGAGUUAAUGAAGGGCAAAGACGAUGAAAAAGACUGGAAGAAGAGGAUUGAAAAGUUCAUCACUCUCUGUCGAAGACUUCCAGUCAAACCAUGGCAGUUCAUUAAUGCUAUUGAGUUUGCCCACGGGUUAUCGCCAAAAGAUAACUCUCCUCUUCAUCUUCUCGAGGUGAUGAGGACAGGAUUUGUGGUACAAAAACCUACUGUCCACGGCCGAAAAGCUCAAAAAUUAGAGACCAAUGGUUUGAGAGGCAGGCCUGAUGUCUGGUUCUCUCGUUAUCCAGCCAGGGUGCUCAAGUAUAUGGGAAUCCCGUUCGGCCCCAACAAAACAGCCUUUGAUUGGUAUUCUUAUCAUCCAGCCAGGGUGCUCAAGUCUAUGGGAAUCCGGUUCAGACCCAACAAAACAGGUAGUUUUAGUGAUAUCAAGUUUGAAUCCUGUCUGCUUGUCAGGGGAGUGCUCACACUUCCUCCAAUACGCAUAGAUGGCACCACCAAAUCCCUGCUGCUCAACUUGUUGGCUUUGGAAUCGAGCCAUACAAACUUGGCGGACAUGCGGGGUGUCGUCACCUCUUAUAUGUGUUUCAUGGACUCACUCAUUGACAAUGCUGAUGAUGUGAUGAUCCUCAGGUCCCAGAACAUCAUCGUCAAUUGCUUGGGAACCGACCAAGAUGUUGCAGAUCUCUUCAACAACAUAGCAAGCAAUUUGGUCCCAAAUCCCCGUAUUUAUGAUGUGGCUAAGCAUGGAAUUCAAAAGCAUUGCGAGAGCAAGUUCAAGAAAUGGAUGGCGGAAUUUCACCGCAUCCAUUUCAGAAACCCUUGGACCCUUUUUGCAUUAUUUGGUUCCCUUUUACUUGCCACGCUUACCGUCACUCAGACUUAUCUUGCAGCAAUGCAGCUCGAACAAUGAAUAAUUAAUAUGUACGUAUAUGGAUUUUGGAUUUGGCUUCUCCACUUUGUCUAAUUAUUAUUCUUGAGUUUAUGAUGUUGUUUAAUGCAUAUUGUAUCAAAUAAAAAUAUUGGCAGCCAGCUAGCUUCUUCUUGCAUGGUAUACAUUGCAAGGAGGAAAACUAGAUUCAUUUGGUGGUUUGUUGUAACAACUCUUCCAGAAGGGCUUCAACUACACUUAAUCAUCUUUAUUGGAGUUGAAACAGUUUGACUCUGAAUCAACUCUUAGCAUCCAUGAAUAUAUAGUAUUAUCUUUAUCUUAA